UAAUAUUCAAAUCAUUAUGUACAAAACCCUGAAAAAUUGCCGUCUAUCGUACAACGUGGCUCUCUUGCCCCCACUUUGCAGCGGUGGUACGCAAGUACGCCACGGCGCGAAGAUGGCAUCCGAGACUGACGCCGUACUGCGCUUUUUUUGCCUCACCAAAGAAAAGAUCGUCGAGGGUGAGACAGAGAUAAAAUCUUCAUUUAGUAGUGGAAGGAUGAAUCGAACUAACGAAGUCGAGGACCACGUGUGGAAUCACAGAGAAAGAACCGCGGACCUGCUACCGCAACAUAUACUAUCGUUCUUUAGCGACAAUAUAGCGACUUACCUUCGGUGCUUGAUAGAAACGCACGAUAAAUCCUCCUCUCGUUGGACUUUGCCGACACGUCAGGAACAAUGGGCCCGCGGGAAGUACUGUUUUCCUGGGAAAACUCGAACCGAUACUCAGCCGGAUGACUGUGGCGACCAU
Messenger RNA from Heterotrigona itama, 466 nucleotides. The record is from the annotation of a GenBank genome assembly. NCBI's taxonomy places the organism in Eukaryota, Metazoa, Arthropoda, Insecta, Hymenoptera, Apidae.